AUGUCAGAAGAGGCAGAAGUGGAUGUGAGAGAAAGAGAGACACAGAGAGACAGAGAGCCAAAGAGGGCAAGAGACUUGACUUUAAGAGACUCCUGUACUGACAACUCCAUGCAGUUCGGAACCAGAACGACUGCGGCUGAACCAGGGUUCAUGGGGACAUGGCAAAACGCUGAUACUAACCUUUUAUUCAGAAUGUCCCAACAGGUUCCAGUGGCAUGUGCUGGCAGAGUGCUGGGUGCAGACUUCUGCCCAAGCCUGGAGGAGCCAGACCAGAGGCUGGAAGUCCAGGCCAUCCGAUGCACACUGGUAAACUGCACGUGCGAAUGUUUUCAGCCGGGGAAGAUUAACCUGCGGACUUGCGACCAGUGCAAACAUGGCUGGGUGGCACAUGCCUUGGAUAAGCUCAGCACCCAGCACCUGUACCACCCCACGCAAGUGGAGAUCGUGCAGUCCAACGUGGUGUUCGACAUCAGCAGCCUGAUGCUCUACGGGACACAGGCGGUGCCCGUGCGGCUCAAGAUCCUGCUGGACCGGCUCUUCAGUGUCCUGAAGCAGGAGGAGGUGCUACACAUCCUGCACGGCCUGGGCUGGACGCUGCGGGACUACGUCCGGGGGUACAUCCUUCAGGAUGCUGCCGGCAAGGUGCUGGACCGCUGGGCCAUCAUGUCUCGAGAAGAGGAAAUCAUCACCCUUCAGCAGUUUCUGCGGUUUGGAGAAACCAAAUCCAUCGUAGAGCUGAUGGCAAUUCAGGAGAAAGAAGGGCAGGCCGUGGCCGUCCCAUCUUCAAAGACAGACUCAGACAUUAGGACUUUCAUUGAAAGCAAUAAUCGCACCAGGAGCCCCAGCCUCCUUUCUCACCUAGAGAACAGCAACCCUUCCAGCAUCCAUCACUUCGAAAACAUCCCCAACAGCCUUGCAUUUCUGCUUCCAUUCCAGUACAUAAACCCAGUCUCGGCCCCGCUGCUAGGAUUGCCUCCAAAUGGGCUCCUGUUAGAGCAACCAGGACUGAGGCUGCGGGAACCCAGCCUGUCAACCCAGAAUGAGUAUAACGAGAGCAGCGAGUCUGAAGUAUCCCCCACACCUUACAAGAACGAUCAGACUCCCAAUAGGAACGCCUUGACCAGCAUCACUAACGUGGAGCCCAAAACCGAGCCAGCCUGCGUGUCCCCCAUUCAGAAUUCCGCCCCGGUCAGUGACCUGACCAAAACUGAACACCCUAAAAGCUCAUUCCGGAUCCACCGGAUGAGAAGGAUGGGGUCAGCCUCCAGGAAAGGAAGAGUGUUCUGUAACGCGUGUGGGAAGACGUUCUAUGAUAAAGGUACUCUCAAAAUCCAUUACAACGCGGUCCACCUGAAGAUCAAACACCGGUGCACCAUCGAAGGCUGCAACAUGGUCUUCAGCUCCCUCCGAAGCCGCAAUCGUCACAGUGCAAACCCUAACCCUCGCCUCCACAUGCCUAUGCUAAGAAAUAACCGAGACAAAGACUUAAUCCGAGCCACCUCGGGAGCUGCCACCCCUGUCAUAGCGAGUACAAAGUCAAAUCUCACACUCACCAGCCCCGGCCGGCCCCCGAUGGGUUUUACCACUCCCCCACUCGACCCCGUCUUACAGAACCCUCUCCCCAGCCAGCUGGUGUUUUCCGGGCUAAAGACUGUCCAGCCAGUUCCUCCAUUUUAUAGAAGUUUACUCACUCCAGGAGAAAUGGUUAGUCCUCCCACCUCCCUCCCGACCAGUCCCCUCAUCCCAACCAGCGGUGCCCUGGAGCCGCACCCUGUGCCGCCCUCUGAGCCAGCAGCGCCAGUCGUGAUGAUGGCCACGCACGAGCCCAGUGCAGACCUACCCCCCAAGAAGAAGCCCAGGAAGUCCAGCAUGCCCGUGAAGAUCGAGAAGGAGAUCAUCGACACCGCAGAUGAGUUUGAUGAUGAAGACGAUGACCCCAAUGACCCCGGAACCGUGGUCAAUGACGUGAGCCAUGACAAUCAUUGCCACUCCCAAGAGGAGAUGAGCCCAGGCAUGUCUGUGCAGGACUUUUCGAAGCACAGCAGGUCCCGGUGCAUUUCAAGGACUGAAAUCAUUAGGGCUGACAGCAUGACUUCCGAGGAUCAGGAGCCUGAGCGGGACUAUGAGAAUGAGUCCGAGUCCUCCGAGCCCAAACUGGGCGAGGAGUCCAUGGAAGGGGAUGAGCACAUGCACAGCGAGGUGAGCGAGAAGGUCCUGAUGAGCAGCGAGAGGCCCGACGAGAACCACAGCGAGCCCUCCCACCAGGACCUCAUCAAGGUGAAGGAAGAGUUUGCAGACCCCACUUACGAUAUGUUCUACAUGAGCCAGUACGGACUAUACAAUGGUGGGGGAGCCGGCAUGGCGGCCCUGCACGAGAGUUUUGCCUCCUCUCUGAAUUACGGCAGCCCCCAGAAGUUCUCCCCGGAAGGCGACCUGUGUUCCAGCCCAGACCCCAAAAUCUGUUACGUGUGCAAGAAGAGCUUCAAAAGCUCCUACAGCGUGAAGCUCCACUACAGGAACGUACACUUGAAAGAGAUGCACGUCUGCACAGUGGCUGGCUGCAACGCUGCCUUCCCCUCUCGCCGGAGCAGAGACAGACACAGUGCCAACAUAAAUCUGCAUCGGAAACUGUUGACCAAAGAACUCGAUGACAUGGGCCUGGACUCCUCGCAGCCCUCGCUCAGCAAGGACCUCCGGGAUGAGUUUUUGAUGAAGAUCUACGGAGCCCAGCACCCGCUGGGGCUGGACGUCCGGGAAGAGGCCUCCUCCCCCGCGGGCACCGAGGACUCGCACCUGAACGGGUACGGGCGCGGCAUGGCCGAGGACUACAUGGUCCUGGACCUGAGCACCACCUCCAGCCUGCAGUCCAGCAGCAGCAUCCACUCCUCCCGAGAGUCCGACGCGGGCAGCGACGAGGGCAUCCUCCUGGACGACCUCGACGGGGCGAGUGACAGCGGGGAGUCCGCGCACAAGGCCGAGGCGCCCGCCCUGCCCGGCGGCCUUGGGGCCGACGUGCCGGGGUCCCUGAUGUUCAACAGCUUGUCCGGGAGCAACGGCGGGAUCAUGUGCAACAUCUGCCACAAGAUGUACAGCAACAAGGGGACCCUGCGCGUGCACUACAAGACCGUGCACCUGCGGGAGAUGCACAAGUGCAAGGUCCCCGGCUGCAACAUGAUGUUCUCCUCCGUGCGCAGCCGGAACCGGCACAGCCAGAACCCGAACCUCCACAAGAACAUCCCCUUCGUGUCGGUAGAUUAG
Pipistrellus nathusii (Nathusius's pipistrelle) is the source of this 3258-nucleotide messenger RNA. Lineage: Eukaryota; Metazoa; Chordata; Mammalia; Chiroptera; Vespertilionidae. The record is from the annotation of a GenBank genome assembly.